GGCCGCCUCUCUCGCAGUGCAUCCUCUUCCUCGUUCCUCUGUGCUUCCAAUUCAACAGCAACAGCAGAAGCAACAGCAACAACAACAGCAGAAGAAACAACAACAACAACCGAAAGUAAUUCCCCGUCACUUAGGCCCUUAUCAUCAUGGAAACGCUCCAGGCCCUGGAGCCUCACCGCCUGCUCAACGUGCCACCAACAAUCUACUACGUGCCGGACUUCUUGUCGCACGGCGAGGAGGAGAUGCUGCUGAGAGAGGUGUACAAAGCGCCCAAGACCAAAUGGACGCAGCUGUCUGGACGUCGACUGCAGAAUUGGGGGGGCCUGCCGGACCCACGGGGGAUGCUCACGUCCCCUCUGCCUCCCUGGCUCGCCCGCCCGGCCUCGCGCCUCUCUUCCCUCGGCCUCUUUGACGGUCGCCAGGCCAACCACGUGCUGGUUAACGAGUACCGCCCGGGCGAGGGCAUCAUGCCUCAUGAGGACGGGCCGCUCUACUACCCCACCGUGACGACGCUCAGCCUGGGCUCCCAUUCCGUGCUUGACUUCUACCCCACCGUGCGCUCCACUCAGGAGCCCGACGGUGACCCCGAGUGCCCGACCGCUCGCUCGCCCGUGUUCAGUCUGCUGCUCGACCGCCGCAGCCUGCUGGUGCUGCGCAACUCGGCCUACACGGAACUGCUGCACGGGAUUAAACCUGUCAUGGCCGACGACGUCGCCACCACCGCCGCCGGCGCCGCCAACCUCGCGCUGGUGCCGUGGGCAAGCGCCGGGGCCGGUGGGGAGGCGGCGGUGUGGCCGGCCCCGCGCGGGACGCGGGUAUCGCUCACUAUCCGUCACGUGCCUCGCACCGUGCGCGCACCCGUCGUGCUGACGGGGAGGAGGUGACGGAGGAGGAGGUGGAGGAGCUGACAGAGGAGGAUACGGAGGCGACGGAGCUCCACAUCCUCCUGUACCGCAUCUGCCCAUCUCUUCUCCGGCCCGUGCCGCUCCCGUUUCGCCCCUUCUAUCCAGCCAAACAGAAUUCUGCUUGGCCAUGCGGUGGCUGGG
Molecule: messenger RNA, 1046 nt
Organism: Lethenteron reissneri (Far Eastern brook lamprey)
Lineage: Eukaryota; Metazoa; Chordata; Hyperoartia; Petromyzontiformes; Petromyzontidae
Gene: ALKBH6
Product: alkB homolog 6
Cellular component (GO): nucleus
Source: RefSeq, a predicted model, not a curated record